GCGUGCAUGACGUCACCGCUCCAUGUCCUGUGCGCCAUUUUGGAAAGGGGGAGAGGAGGGGGAAAAAAUCACGGAUAAUUUGUGUGGUCUUGACAGAUCCCGAAGCCCCGGCGUUUCGCAGCCAUCGUGGAUGUUCACCGUUAACUCAGAGCAAGCCGCGCGCGUCGAUUUGGGCAUCGGACGCGCCGUGUACAGCCAAAAGCGCUGCUAAAUGAAGCAAUGGCGGGGGUUGCAGGAGGAAAUGAUUUCCAGUGGUGUUUCUCUCAAGUGAAAGGAGCGAUAGAUGAAGAUGUUGCGGAAGCCGACAUAAUCUCCACGGUUGAAUUCAACUAUUCGGGAGAGCUGCUCGCUACGGGAGACAAGGGCGGCAGAGUAGUGAUAUUUCAACACGAGCAGGAGUCUAAAAAUCGUCCUCACCUGCGUGGCGAGUACAACGUUUAUAGCACUUUUCAGAGUCACGAGCCUGAAUUUGACUACUUGAAAAGUUUAGAAAUUGAGGAGAAAAUCAAUAAAAUUAGGUGGCUACCCCAACAGAAUGCUGCUCACUUUCUCCUUUCAACAAACGAUAAAACGAUCAAAUUGUGGAAAAUAAGUGAACGAGACAAGCGGGCGGAAGGCUACAACCUGAAAUAUGAAGAUGGCCGACUCAUAGACCCUUUUAGAAUCACCUCUUUACGGGUACCGGUGCUAAUGCCCAUGGAUCUCAUGGUAGAAGCCAGCCCGCGGAGGAUCUUUGCAAAUGCGCACACCUAUCACAUUAAUUCCAUUUCUGUAAAUAGUGACCACGAAACGUACCUCUCUGCAGAUGACCUAAGAAUAAAUUUAUGGCACUUGGAAAUCACAGACAGAAGUUUUAAUAUUGUAGACAUCAAGCCCGCUAAUAUGGAGGAGCUGACAGAAGUCAUCACAGCGGCCGAGUGCCAUCCCCACCAAUGCAACGUAUUUGUGUACAGCAGUAGCAAAGGCACCAUCCGAUUGUGCGACAUGCGAGCGGCGGCGCUCUGCGACCGCCACUCAAAAUUCUUCGAGGAGCCCGAGGAUCCCAGCAGCCGCUCCUUCUUCUCCGAGAUCAUCUCGUCCAUCUCAGACGUGAAGUUCAGUCACAGCGGGCGCUACAUGAUGACACGUGACUACCUCUCUGUCAAAGUUUGGGACCUCAACAUGGAGAACCGGCCAGUGGAGACGUAUCAGGUCCAUGAAUACCUUCGCAGCAAACUGUGCUCUUUGUAUGAAAAUGACUGCAUCUUUGACAAGUUUGAGUGCUGCUGGAAUGGCAGUGACAGUGCCAUCAUGACGGGCUCGUACAACAACUUCUUCCGAAUGUUCGACCGCAACACCCGGCGGGACAUCACGCUGGAGGCGUCGCGGGAGAGCAGCAAACCGCGGGCCACGCUCAAGCCACGCAAGGUAUCCACGGGCGGCAAGCGGAAGAAGGACGAGAUCAGCGUGGACAGCCUGGACUUCAACAAGAAGAUCCUGCACACAGCCUGGCACCCCAAAGAGAACGUGAUCGCCGUGGCCGCCACCAACAACUUGUACAUUUUCCAGGACAAGAUCAACUAGAAGAGCGGGGACGGGCUUUGGGCGUCCCCGUUUUAGUUCAGCCUACUACGUGUCUAUCUGUAUAAGAACAAGAAGAAAACAAACGGCCUCGUCGUCCUCCUGGUGAAGAAUUUUCGAAAGCACGCGUCUACUUUUUUGGAGGCCGACCCGCUAGGUCUGUUUUAUUUUGAAUCUAAGCUUAGAUUGUUUUUUGCCUUUUUGGCAUCAGGGCAAUCACCAACACCCCCACACUCACACAUACACUCUCAUUCCCCUCGCCCCCCCCCACCCCCCAUUGACCCAGAAAGCCGUAUGUGGGUCUAAUAGACGGAGGUCAAACUCUUGAACGUCAAUGUUUUUGUUGACAUUUUUAACCUUCGUUUCACCGUUUUAAAGGCUCGGAAGCCAACUCCCCCCACACUUACCGCCCCCCGCCCCCCCUCCGAGAUGUGACGUCGUACCACCGUCUGAAAGGUUUCCGAGCACCAAAGUGCAGAUUAGCGGCUGGUGGGGAAUCACGUAUAGCCAAACUGUUAACAUUCCCUCCCUCCCGUCCGCUGCGCGUCCACUGAUGGAGGUGGCUGUGAAUCUGGAGAGUGGACUCGAUUCUUUUUCUUUCUCCCCCUCCUCGCCUCAUAAACCCACCCCCCUCCAUCAAUACAGUGACCUGAUUUCACUGACUGUAUCUACUCAAGUACACCUUGUCAUCCACAUAAUAAAAAGAAACUAAAACGACAGAUGUGUUUUUAAAUUUACAAGUAUGUAUAUUGCUUUGCAUGUUUUUAUGUUGUAGAGAGGUGGAACAUGUCCAGUCGCACCACUGUCUUUUUUUUUUUCUUUCUCCUUUUUCUUGGGAGCAGAUCUCAAGCAAAAUGUGUUUAUUGAACUACUAUUUUGGGGCUACCACUGUUGGACAAGCUAAUAAUGCGUGUGUGUGAGAGAGCGCAAGUGUGUGUGUGUGUGUGCGUUAUCAAGAGCGUCUUGACUUUGGAGCUUUUCUUGGGGGGUGGGCGGGCUGGUAAGGCACAAGACGGACAAAGGGAAUCUGCAGCCUUAAUUCCGACUUUCUAUGAGUGACAGCUAUGCCCCCCUUCCCACCCCAAACCUCAUGUGCAUUAUUUGUUAAUUCCUAUUUUCUAGCGUGAUGGCCUCAUACGCCGCUGCUACGUGUAGCUGUCACACGUGGGUGAUUUAAGAGUGCCUCCCAAUCCAAGGAGUGAUGACAGCCCCCCUCAUCCGUGUUCUCACUAAUUCGGGAAGUUCCUCAAAACACAUCCACGUGAAUCCAGACGUGACGGUUACGAGUACAUUCAGACAAAACACACCAAGGCAUUGUCUUUGUCCGUUGAUUCCUAACAUGGUGGCAAUGUAUUCACUUGUUUAUUAUUUUGACCAAAGUUCAAUAAAAUUUUAAUUGUGUUCA
Messenger RNA from Syngnathus acus (greater pipefish), 2965 nucleotides. RefSeq names its product protein phosphatase 2, regulatory subunit B, delta (gene ppp2r2d). Lineage: Eukaryota; Metazoa; Chordata; Actinopteri; Syngnathiformes; Syngnathidae. Gene Ontology annotation, molecular function: protein binding; protein phosphatase regulator activity. Bases 220 to 1563 code for a protein of 447 amino acids. The record is from RefSeq and is a predicted model, not a curated record. Gene Ontology annotation, biological process: peptidyl-serine dephosphorylation. Gene Ontology annotation, cellular component: protein phosphatase type 2A complex; cytosol. The transcript has 10 exons.